Dendronephthya gigantea is the source of this 1771-nucleotide messenger RNA. Its product is annotated as DELTA-alicitoxin-Pse2b-like. The coding region runs from base 98 to 1522 and encodes 474 amino acids. Lineage: Eukaryota; Metazoa; Cnidaria; Anthozoa; Malacalcyonacea; Nephtheidae. The transcript has a single exon. The record is from RefSeq and is a predicted model, not a curated record.
AAAGCGGUUGCAGAAAGAGUGUUAGAAUACAAAUACGUACACGGCACUUCUGUCCACAACUUUCAUAACACCAAUAAUUUCCAAGACAACACAUAUCAUGAUGUUCUUGUGUUUCCUGAUAAUCUGUUUGUUCGGUUCCCUUGAAGCCAGCGCUGGUGGCAUUAAUGAUACCUUUUUAUCGAGGUCUAUUUACGUUCCUGACCACGACGUGCUCGGAUUAAUCAGCGAAAGCAUUUUUAGCAAUUCCAAAAUCUACAAGCCAUUACCCAGUUUCUGUUUCCACGAAACCCCAGUUCAUCAAUCCCAUAAAUAUUUCACAUUUUACCGAGAUACGGCAUCCUUUUAUUCGUCAAUUGCAAGGAGUGCAAACCUCGGCGCGUCGUUAGAAAGCGAUUUCAGCCUACAGACAACACUGAAAUUCCAAUCGAAAAAUGUCGCCGGUUCUAAUAACGCAGUCUCUGGAAACGAGUUGGUGAUAAUCGCAAAAUCCACGAGCUUCGCGGUGGAAAAAUCGUGUUUGGUUCAACACGAAGCAUUUACAAAUGAGUUUCUUUUAGAUCUGCGUCGGCUGCCGACAGAGAUUCGCUCGCCUUGGUUGCAAAGCUCUUGGCGGCUGUACGAGACUUUCCAAUCAAAAUAUGGCAGUCACGUUUUGACUCAAGUUACAACGGGGUCCGAAAUUGAUCAAAGAUCCUUUGCCAAGUUCUCAGAAUCGUACACCGAAAGAGAUUUCCAAGUGAAAUCAUGCCUGGGAUUGGCUGGACCAGUGCCUAUUGGGAAACUUGGUAUUGACAUUUGUGGGAACAUUACGGAGGAAGAAAAAAAUCGCGUGAGUAAACUCGAAAUGACGACUACCCUGACUGUCAAUGGCGGCACCGAAGAAACUCGCAACAGGCUCUUGACGAAUCGGACUGAAGAAUUGAUUGAACAAUUUUUAAACGAAGCGAACACGACUAAAACACCAAUCCGCUACAGGCUCGACCCCAUUUGGAACAUCAUAAAACAAAGUUACAUCGGCUCGUCUGACGAUUUUAUCAGAGGCGUUAAUAUGGAGUCGUAUUACCUCGGUUUUUUGAACUAUGGGUGCCCGUUUCAAACCAGCGGUGGGCAAAUUUUGCAACAGUUUAACACAACGGCUUCAAGUACCCCGGAAAAUCCUGACUACGAAUGCACCUUAGCCCCAGAGGGCUGUCACAGUGAUCAUGACUGUCAUUAUCAGUUUGGAAUCUGGUGCGGAUGUGAAGGCGAUUCCUGUGUCAGAUACAACCAUACCACAUUGGAUACCGGCAAAAUUAAAACAACUGCGUACAUAAAUCAUGAAAAGUGGGAUUGGAAGGGAUGCACAUGGAAACAUACUGGAUUUACUUGUAAAUGCGGUGACGAAAGAACGGAACGAAGGAAGGUGUGGCCAGGUGAUGCUAGUCAGAAUGAGAUUCUCUACCAUGCUCAUAACCAGAUGAUGCUGAAAUACAAUCUUCAGACUCAAGACCAAGGUGGUGUAAAGAAUAGAGAAGACCUUUAAUAAUGAUUGACUUUUGAUUUAUUUACCUUAUUCAACAACAAUUUUUAGCGUAGCUUUUAAAUAACUUUUUUUCUUGAGUUUUGUCAACUUGCAUAGCACGGAAGGAACUCUUUUGCCAUUUUUAAUUCAAUAAAAAUGUUUCAAAUUACAAACCUCCAGAUCUUUAAAGACGGCCUAUUUUAGCAUGAAUCACUCCAAGUAUUUAGAAAUAAUCCAGCAUGUGUUGCAUAUUUGACAAAUAAACUUGAA